This is a messenger RNA of Molossus molossus (Pallas's mastiff bat), 381 nucleotides long. RefSeq names its product NEDD8-like. Bases 1 to 381 code for a protein of 126 amino acids. The record is from RefSeq and is a predicted model, not a curated record. Gene Ontology annotation, biological process: regulation of proteolysis; modification-dependent protein catabolic process; protein neddylation. Lineage: Eukaryota; Metazoa; Chordata; Mammalia; Chiroptera; Molossidae. Gene Ontology annotation, cellular component: cytoplasm; nucleus. Gene Ontology annotation, molecular function: ubiquitin protein ligase binding; protein tag activity. The transcript has 2 exons.
AUGUUCUACCCGCAGGACCUGCCCGACUUCAAAGUGUGUACUCCAAACCCCUGCCCUAUACCUCCUCCCGCUCUAUACGGGGACCUAGUCAUGUGCCCACAGGCUACGGGCCCUGAGAACGUGCGGGACAGUCUAGGCAUGAGGCAGUCAGUGACGCUGACCGGAAAGGAGACUGAGAUUGACAUUGAACCCACAGACGAGGUGGAGCGAAUCAAGGAACGUGUGGAAGAGAAAGAGGAAAUCCCCCCAGAGCAGCAGCGGCUCAUCUAUAGUGGUAAACAGAUGAAUGAUGAGAAGACAGCAGCUGAUUACAAAAUCCUAGGUGGUUCAGUCCUUCACCUGGUGUUGGCUCUAAGAGGAGGAGGUGGUCUCAGGCAGUGA